Messenger RNA from Apis cerana (Asiatic honeybee), 2872 nucleotides. It is a transcript of the gene Or130, whose product is annotated as odorant receptor 130. NCBI's taxonomy places the organism in Eukaryota, Metazoa, Arthropoda, Insecta, Hymenoptera, Apidae. Gene Ontology annotation, cellular component: plasma membrane. Gene Ontology annotation, molecular function: olfactory receptor activity; odorant binding. The record is from RefSeq and is a predicted model, not a curated record. Gene Ontology annotation, biological process: sensory perception of smell; detection of chemical stimulus involved in sensory perception of smell.
GAGGAAGCUUCUAUUCUUUACUUUCAAAUCAAAAAGUAGAAAAAUUAAAAGGAAAUAUAUGAAUGAAAAUACAUAAAAGAAAUAAUCCGAAGACAGUAAUUUUUUCGAAAUCAAUAUCUGUUGUGAACAAUUAUGAAGAACCUUUUAAUAAUAAAAGCGAAGGAAAUCGAUCGAUUACAAUUUACUGUAAUUUUCUCGCAUUGUAGUCUAUCAUUAUGAACAGUUGAAUGAUUCCUGCAGUUUUACAUAACAUUUAACAUCUGAUCAGAACGAUGGACGUGUUCGAUAAACAGUAUGCUACUUAUCGUAUUGUAUUGAAAAUCGUUGGACUGUGGCCAUACGAUAACUCGAUCUACGUUUGGAUUCAAAGAUUAUGGUUAUUAAGCUACUUUUUUGCCAAUAUAAUAUUUCAGAUCGUGUCACUUUUAAGAUCUGAAAUUACAUUACAGAACAGCAUUUUAACGUUAUCUAUAACCUGUCCAUUUGUGCUAUUUUUGUUACGAUAUAUAGGUUCUAUAAUCUUUUUUCCUAUAAUAAAAAUUAUAUUCAAGCAUAUAUGUACAGAGGAAAAUAUCGUUCAAGAUUCAAUAGAAUCGCAAAUACGAAUGAAAUUGAUCGAUGAUUCGCUUCAUAUGAUCAACAUUUUUUUCUGGAUGACAUACACGUUUAUUGUAAUUUACGUUACAUAUGUAUUGUAUCCUAUAAUAUUGGAUUUCAUGAUACCUUUGAAUGAAUCUCGUACUCAUAUCAUUUAUUACAUUACAACCUUUUCUCACGAUCAAAUCAUAUAUCUCGAUAUUCUAGACUUCAAUUUUAUGUUUAUUGGCAUAUUUGGAUUAUUAUCUAUAGCAUGUUCGGAAUCGAUAACCGGAUUGUGUAGUUAUUACAUAUGCAUGUUGUUGAAAAUUGUAAGCUAUCGAAUACAAAAGAUUAUUAUGAAUUUGGCUAUGUUUAAGCUCUCACCAAAACAAAUUGAUUCGAAACUCAUAGAGCUCUAUCGUGUAGUGGAUAUUCACAAUCAAACUAUCGAACUUAUCGAUUUCGCGGUAAGUACUGCAGGUAUACAUUAUAUAAUGGCUAGUCUCCUAGUUGUGAUCUCAUUGGCUAUAAAUUUGCAUCGACUAGUAAAUGCAACUUUAAUUAAGAAGAACCAAUUAGAAAUGUUAUUCUGUUUCACACUUGUUGCUAUUCACUUGCUGAUUAUAUUUCUCAAUAAUUAUAAUGGUCAAAAACUUAUGAACAGUAGCCAAAAAUUGUUCGAUGAAUUAUAUAAUUCGAUGUGGUAUUCCAUGCCAUUGAAAGCGCAAAAAAUCUUAUUGUUGAUCAUGUUACAAAGUACAACGACACAUGCAUUCAACAUCUUAGGUUUGUUCACCCCAUGUCAUACAGGAUUUUCAACGAUCUAUCAUGUUCUACAUUCGAGAGAGAAGAAGAUCGAAACUGUUUCUACAAAUGUUCAUCGAUGAAUACGAACGACAUCGCAGAUAAUUUUAGAAAUUUCUUGCACACGAUCCCUACAUAAAAUUGACUCCUAAUCUGAUGAAUAAAAUAUACCAACAAGAUGUAAUGGAAAAUCGAUUCAUGGAUAUCAAAUAGACCAGUUUCAACUUCAAUGGCAAGAUGAAUGUAUUCGAAAAAGAUUGUUACAAAUAUUAUCAUGUCUAUAUGACAAUCGCCAAUAUUUGGCCACACAGUAUGAUUCAUAUGAUGUUUCAUUAUUAAUGGAGCUUUGAUAGUAGUUUAUUGAAAAUCGAUUUAAAUAAUAAUGAUAUAUAAGUGCACUUUUAAAUUAGUAAAACUUAACAUUUUUUUUUUGUGAAAAGAAAAUCAAGUUAUAAGUAUAAAUACUGAUAUUGAUAAAAUCGUUGGAAAAAUUUAAUUUGCUUGAAAUUUGACAUUAAUAGAUUUGGUUUAGUGACAUUGACAUUAUAUAUUAAAUAAAUAUUAUGCAUAAUUUUGAAAAAAUAUAAAACUUGUCUUUAACUCAAUAUCGAGUGAUUGGGAAACAUUUGUCCAUGAGAAAGAGUUAGAAAUAUUAGAAGAUUAUGCCAAAAGGCAAAAGCGAAUAAUUUCAUUGCUUUCACUUGUCGCAUAUGAAGAGCAAUUGAAAGUGAUUCAGAAAAAAAUAUUGCGAAUAGAUGAAAUUGAUCUUAUAAGAAAAUUUGGGAUGCAAUGGAAAUUUAUACGCGUAUCGAGUCGGUAUUGAUAUUAAUAUCACAGAUAAAAUAAAUUUCAGAAGCUAAAGAUAUAGGUCUAACCUAAAAUUUUCAUUUUUCAAGCGCGUAGAAUGUCCUAUUGAAAAAGUUAUCGAUAAUGAAUUGCAUCAUUAAUCUGAUAAUCAUAUUUUCUUUAGCUACUUAUAUGAUAUUAAUGAGUACUUUUUAAUUAAUAUUAAUUAUAAAAUAUAUAUAAAAAUCUAAUUAAUUUUUACAUCUCAAUUAUUGCAAAUCUAUUCUACAUUGCAACUUACUAUUAAAGCUUGAAUGACACGACGCAUUUUCAUAUGGUUAUGGUAUUUUUAUACAUUUAUUUUAUGCGUUUAUACAUAAUUAUAUCGACCAGAUCAUCAUGAAUUAUUUAUUGCAUCCUAUGAAUUGUAAAAUAAUAAUAAAAAAAAGAAAUUUAAAUGAUUCCGAACUAAAAAGUAAAUCUAAUCUUUAAAUAUAUAUUUAAAAUUAUGUACUCACCGUUACAUCAUAUUGUUGACUUUGAUAAUCACAGCCAUAUAAAUUGCUCUUCUUUUUUCUUUCUUCAACUUCAUGCAAUAUAUAUCGUAUUUAAAGAUCAACAUUGUUACGAUUAUUACGCAUUUCACAUGUCAUCUACAAACUCACGAUCGACAUUGUACAAUUAAAGUUUACUAAGAGAUUUU